AUGUACAAUUUUUUACUACUAAUUAAAUGCUUACUAAUAAUUCACUUGUUUUCUAAAGAAUCCUAUUGUGUUUUAGCUCCUUCUCCUCUUAUUAUUUUUAGAAAUUUAAAUAAAAUUCUAGCUGAUUUCAACACCAACUCAAAACCAUUCUAUCUAAGCAAUUUGAGCCCAUAUAGUUAUCGCAGUAUCGUUAAUUCACUCUUUUCAUGCCAUCCAAACCAUAAAUUAAAUGAUAUAAAACAAUUUAGUGGAGAUUUUAAUCAUAAAUAUUCCUGUAAAUUAAAAAAUUCGUGUAGAUUCUAUAAAUUUUUCAUAUCUCUAUCUACACAUCUGUCCCUCCCAUAUUACGGAUUCGUAGAAUCUUCUCAUAUCCUUAAAAAUGGCAGCUCAAUUGGGAAAUCCGCACAUUUCUCCCUUCCCAGAUUAUCUAGGUCAAUUCCUCAUGAUGAUUUAGAUAAGGACCUUAACAAAAUUUUUGAACCUGAAGAACCAGAAAUAGAACAAGAUACUGAUUCAAAAAAAACUGAACAAAUGCAUAAAGAAGUCAAAAAAGAUUUUAGUUCUGAAAUAAAAACUUAUCCAAAAAAACUCAGCCGAAAACAAUUUAAUAAAGAAGCAAAUAAAAUUUGGAAAAAAUAUAGCCAUAUUUUUAAACCUUUGGAAACCCUUGAAGAGAAGAUGGAAAGAAUUUCUAAAUUACCCAUCACUAAAAUUAAUGUUGAUGGUGUAGAGAUAAAAGUAAGAAUGGGCACUUUGGGACAGCCCUGGUACAUAGAUAAAGAAGAAGCCCUAAAACUCGUAAAUACAUUUGAACCAGGGGUGUUAAAUUAUAUUAUGAAACAUGAAUCUGAUAAAUAUACUCGUUUUCCCUUAAUAAAGGAAGAAAGGGAUAGAAUUUGGAUACCUCUCCCGGGAAUACAAGCAACAUACUUUCCAGAAAUUAAGGUUCUUGACCAUAGAACAGAUAUCCCAGAUUACGAAUAUGUAACGCUUUUGCACGAUACAUUGAGAAACUAUACAUGGACGUACCAACAGUCCACAGAUAAAAGAGCAAAAUCAUUUAAUGGCGAUGGGAAACUUGAUACAUUUGAAAUAGUUAACGAUAAAAUAGUACCUAUUGAGAAAAAAACAAAAGAACCAUAUAAACGAUAUGUACCUCGUGAUUACUUUAGCAUACCAAAGAAUCCUUCUAAAUUCUUUGCCAGAAAAACACUCGACCUUGGAAUCUUCAGACAACCAAAAAUGCAAGAUCUACUUAAUAUUAAGUAUAAGUAUUUACCUAGAGAACCAAAAGAACUUGAAUUAGGAUACAUCAGAGAAUAUCAAAAUUUUUGGAAAACAGUCGAAUAUAGAGAUAAUAAAGAUAAGCCAGGAUUAAGAUAUAAACAACUAGGAAAAACAGAUUUGAAGAUUUCAGAAGUCGGCUUGGGAACAAUGAUGUUUGGAUCAAGAGUCACAGAAUCGGAAGCUCAUGAACUACUUGAUUAUGCAUACGACAAAUUCGGAAUUAAUUUCUUUGAUACUUGUGAACUGUAUCCGGUUCCCUUUUCAUUUGAAACAUAUGGAAACUCGGAAAAGAUUCUAGGAAACUGGAUUAAGAAAAGAGGACAAGAAGUCAGAUCUAAUAUAGUAGUCUCUACCAGAAUAGCAUGUAACAAUGAUAACCUAAAAAUUAUAAGGAAUUCCAAGGACACUAGUUUGUCAAAAUGUAAUAUAAUAAAAGCAGUUGAUUCAUCUUUACAAAGAAUGGGAUUGGAAUAUAUAGAUUUACUUCAGUUCAGUUGGCCUGAACGCUACGUUCCAAUGAAUGAAAACGGGGAUUACGACCAAGUGUUUUUCGACGUAACAAAAAUGGGAAAUUACGAUAAUGAAAGAAUGAAGGAACAAGUCGAAACUAUUGGUUUGCUGAUUAAAGAGGGGAAGAUUAAAGCUUGGGGUCUUUCUAAUGAAACGCCAUGGGGAGUUCUUAAGUUUACACAGCUAUCCAAGGAAUUGGGUGUACCACCGCCUUCAACAAUACAACUCAAUUACAAUUUGUUGACAAGAAAUGAACUUGAAAAGGGAUUUGUUGAAUUGGCAAGACCUCAAAAUACUGGAAUUGGGAUUAUCGCUUACGGACCACUUGCAGGGGGUAUUCUGACCGGGAAAUACCUUGAAUUUGUCGAGUCAACAACUUCCGGAAGAUUACUAAAGUUCCCUUCAUACAUGAAGAGAUAUAGAGGAUCACUUGCAGCCAGAGCGGUGAAGGAGUAUUACGAUGUUGCAAUGGAAUUCAAACUCCCUAACUUAACUGUGAUGUCUUUGAGAUGGGUUUAUUCGAGACCGUUUAUAUUUUCAACAAUAAUCGGAUGUAAUGAUAUGUAUCAAUUGAGGGAGAAUUUAUACUGCCUGGAUCCAGAACUACCAAUCACUGACCUCAUGGAACGCAGAAUCAACCAAAUAUACUGGAAGUGGAGAGAUCCAAUAAGAAUUGUGCAAUAA
Theileria annulata is the source of this 2481-nucleotide messenger RNA. Its product is annotated as aldo-keto reductase family protein, putative. NCBI's taxonomy places the organism in Eukaryota, Apicomplexa, Aconoidasida, Piroplasmida, Theileriidae. The transcript is spliced from 11 exons. Bases 1 to 2481 code for a protein of 826 amino acids. The record is from RefSeq and is a predicted model, not a curated record.